GGGGCCGUCUCGGAGACCCCGCGCCGACGGCUGCUCAAACAUCAGGCUGGCCCCCGAAAGGACCCUCUCCAAGUCCCCAGCUGGGGGCCCCGCGUAGACCUGGAGCGGACACCCCCUCCUUCCCUUCAUGAUUCGUUUGUAGCGCAGUGGCGAUGGAUGAUGAGGAUGGGAGAUGCUUACUAGACGUGAUUUGUGACCCUCAGGCCCUCAAUGACUUCUUGCAUGGAUCCGAGAAGCUCGACAGUGACGACCUCCUGGAUAAUCCCGGGGAGGCCCAAAGUGCCUUCUAUGAAGGUCCUGGGCUCCAUGUGCAAGAAGCUUCUGGCAACCACCUGAACCCGGAGCCCAGCCAGCCGGCCCCCAGCGUGGACCUAGACUUUCUGGAAGAUGACAUCCUGGGCUCUCCUGCAACAGGGGGUGGUGGCGGGGGCAGCGGGGGCGCCGACCAGCCCUGCGACAUCCUCCAGCAGAGCCUCCAAGAGGCCAACAUCACCGAGCAGACGCUCGAGGCCGAGGCUGAGCUAGACCUGGGACCCUUCCAGCUGCCCACACUGCAGCCCGCAGAUGGCGGGGCAGGUCCGACCGGUGCUGGAGGGGCGGCCGCCGUGGCUGCGGGGCCCCAGGCCCUCUUCCCGGGCAGUGCCGACCUGCUGGGGCUGCAGGCCCCACCCACUGUGCUGACCCACCAGGCCCUGGUGCCGCCCCAGGAUGUGGUCAACAAGGCCCUGAGCGUCCAGCCCUUCCUGCAGCCCGUGGGCCUGGGCAACGUGACCCUGCAGCCCAUCCCGGGCCUCCAAGGCCUGCCCAAUGGCAGCCCGGGGGGCGCCACCGCGGCCACACUUGGCCUGGCCCCAAUCCAGGUGGUGGGCCAGCCUGUCAUGGCGCUCAACACACCCACCUCCCAGCUCCUGGCCAAGCAGGUGCCUGUCAGUGGCUACCUGGCCUCGGCAGCCGGCCCCUCGGAGCCGGUGACCCUGGCAUCGGCCGGUGUCUCCCCCCAGGGGGCUGGCCUGGUCAUCCAGAAGAACCUCUCAGCCGCCGUGGCCACCACGCUCAACGGGAACUCUGUGUUUGCAGGGGCGGGGGCUGCCACGGCAGCGGCCAGUGGAGUUCCCUCGGGACAGCCGCUGGCGGUGGCCCCAGGCCUCGGCACGUCACCGCUGGUCCCGGCGCCCAACGUGAUCCUGCAUCGCACCCCCACGCCUAUCCAGCCCAAGCCCACUGGCGUGCUGCCCCCCAAGCUCUACCAGCUGACGCCCAAGCCGUUUGCCCCCACGGGCGCCACGCUCACCAUCCAGGGCGAGCCAGCGGGCCUCCCGCAGCAGCCCAAGGCCCCCCAGAACCUGACUUUCAUGGCCGGCAAGGCGGGCCAGAAUGUGGUGCUGUCGGGCUUCCCCGCGCCCGCUCUGCAGGCGAACGUCUUCAAGCAGCCACCGGCCACCACGACGGGGGCAGCUCCGCCUCAGCCCCCCGGGGCCCUGAGCAAGCCCAUGAGCGUCCACCUUCUGAAUCAAGGCAGCAGCAUCGUCAUCCCCGCCCAGCACAUGCUGCCGGGCCAGAACCAGUUCCUGCUGCCCGGCACGCCCGCGGUCCAGCUCCCGCAGCCGCUCUCAGCCCUGCCGGCCAACGUGGGCGGGCAGAUCCUGGCGGCCGCAGCCCCCCACGCGGGCGGACAGCUCAUCGCGAACCCCAUCCUCACCAACCAGAACCUGGCGGGCCCGCUGAGCCUGGGCCCCGUGCUGGCCCCCCACUCUGGGGCCCACAGUGCGGCCCACAUCCUCUCGGCCGCCCCCAUCCAGGUGGGCCAGUCGGCGCUCUUCCAGAUGCCCGUGUCGCUGGCUGCAGGCAGUCUGCCCACGCAGAGCCAGCCAGCCCCCGCUGGCCCCGCUGCCACUACCGUCCUCCAAGGGGUCACUCUGCCCCCCAGCGCCGUGGCCAUGCUCAACACCCCGGAUGGGCUGGUGCAGCCGGCCACCCCUGCCGCCGCCACUGCUGGGGAGGCCACGCCUGUCCUCACAGUGCAGCCCUCCCCCCAGGCGCCCCCAGCGGUCAGCACGCCACUGCCCCUGGGCCUCCAACAGCCACAGGCGCAGCAGCCCCCGCAGGCCCCCACCCCGCAGGCCGCCGCCCCGCCCCAGGCCACCACCCCCCAGCCCAGCCCAGGCCUGGCGUCCAGCCCGGAGAAGAUCGUCCUGGGGCAGCCGCCCUCUGCCGCAGCCACCGCCAUCCUCACUCAGGACUCCCUGCAGAUGUUCCUGCCCCAGGAGAGGAGCCAGCAGCCCCUCUCCACAGAGGGCCCCCACCUCUCCGUGCCCGCCUCGGUCAUAGUCAGCGCCCCGCCUCCCGCCCAAGACCCAGCCCCGGCCACCCCCAUCGCCAAAGGAGCUGGCCCGGGCCCUCAGGCCCCCGACAGCCAGGCUUCCCCGGCUCCGGCCCCCCAGGUGCCGUCCGGAAUCAUUCUCCAGAACAAGGCCGGGGGAGCCCCCGCCACCCCGCAGACCUCCGCCAGCCUGGGGCCCCUCGCCAGCCCGGCUGCCUCGGUGCUGGUCAGCGGGCAGGCCCCGUCCGGGCCCCCCGCCGCCCCUGGCCAUGCCCCGGCCCCAGCACCCAUGGCCACCGCAGGCCUCCCUCCUCUGCUUCCUGCCGAGAACAAAGCUUUUGCCAGCAACCUCCCAACCCUGAGUAUGGCCAAGGCCGCUUCGUCGGGGCCAGGGAAGUCCUCCGGGCUGCAGUAUGACAGCAAGCUGAGCAGCCUGAAGAAGCCCCCCACGCUCCAGCCCAGCAAGGAAGCCAAUUUCCUGGAGCAUUUGCACAAACAUCAGGGCUCAGUCCUGCACCCCGACUACAAGACAGCCUUCCCCUCCUUCGAGGACGCCCUGCAUCGCCUCCUGCCCUACCACGUUUACCAGGGUGCUCUCCCCUCCCCCAACGACUACCACAAAGUGGAUGAGGAGUUUGAGACGGUCUCCACGCAGCUGCUGAAACGCACCCAGGCCAUGCUCAAUAAAUACCGGCUUUUGCUCCUGGAGGAGUCCCGGAGGGUGAGCCCCUCAGCGGAGAUGGUAAUGAUCGACCGAAUGUUCAUUCAGGAGGAGAAGACCACCCUUGCCUUGGAUAAACAGCUGGCCAAGGAGAAGCCUGGUGAGAGGGGAGGGGAGGGAGAGGUGUCCCCACCCCCGUGGGCAGCGGAAUUAGGUUGGGGGCAGGAGUGGGUGCGCGGCCUUACCUCACCCCGCCACCAGGCGGCGCCUGAGCCCCGCCUUCCUGCCUGCCCGCGUCUCCCCCGACCUCCAGCCUCAGACCAGAGCCCUGCUUUUCUCCUCCUCCGUCACCGUCACCGUCCGUCCUUUCAUCCCCUCCAUCCUGGGAUGGGGGAGGCGGCCGAGCCCCCGCCCCGGCCCCCGCCGCCGCCGCCGCCCGCGGCCCAGAUGAACGGCACCGUGGACCACCCGCCGCCUGCCGCCUCGGACCGCAAGGCCGCCCACGGUCCCCGCCUGCCCCUGCGCAAGACGUACCGCGAGAACGUGGAGGCCCUGGGCGCAGGGGCCGCGGAGGGCGCGGCGAGCGGCAGAGCCCGGGGCGCGAGCCCGGCGCCGCUGCCCAGCAAAGUGGACGAGGCCACCAGCGGGCUGAUCCGCGAGCUGGCCGCGGUGGAGGACGAGCUGUACCAGCGCGUGCUGAAGGGCGCCCCGCCGGAGCCCGCGGCCGGCGCCGGGCAGGGCAGGGGGGACCCCGGCUGGGAGGCGCCCCCGCUGCCCCCCACCAAGCGGCGCAAGUCCGAGUCGCCCGACGUGGACCAGGCCAGCUUCUCCAGCGACAGCCCGCAGGACGACACGCUCACGGAGCACCUCCAGAGCGCCAUCGACAGCAUCCUGAACCUCCAGCAGGCCCCCAGCCGGACGCCCGCAGCCCCGUGCCCCCACGGUGCCCCGGCGGCCGUCACGCCCGCCCCGCCGUCGCCGCUGCACAGGCCCGAGCCCUACCCGCCCUCCAGCCACAACGGCGGCCUGGGCGCCAGGACGUUGAACAGAUAACACCCGGCUGGUCUUGCCUCCCCUGCCCCUCCCUCCGCGGACGCCAGGGGCAGCUGGGCGUGUGACCCCAGCCUCCUGGGACAUGAGCCGGGGAUCCCCUGACAGUUUUUCUUGCCUAAGUUAUUUGAGUCACAAAGGCCUCCUUCCCCGCCUCCUGCAUCAGCUGGGUUGUUGGGGGUGGGGGUGGUGGCUUGGAUUUAGGGGAGGGGGCUAAAAUGUAAAAUGUCCCCCCUGCCAAACGAGGGGCAAUCUGGUGUGUCCGUUCCUGUUUCUUCCCGCUUCCAGGCACACUCCGCCCCUCUGUCCCGGGGACACGUGCGUGUUUGCCAGGGACGGGCCCCACCCCGGAUGGUCUCCCUGCU
Molecule: messenger RNA, 4396 nt
Organism: Propithecus coquereli (Coquerel's sifaka)
Lineage: Eukaryota; Metazoa; Chordata; Mammalia; Primates; Indriidae
Gene: BICRA
Product: glioma tumor suppressor candidate region gene 1
Exons: 14
Coding region: 153-4034 (1293 amino acids)
Biological process (GO): positive regulation of DNA-templated transcription
Cellular component (GO): SWI/SNF complex
Source: RefSeq, a predicted model, not a curated record